CUGUCGAAGCUGGAUGAUGGAGGAAAAAGGUGCAGUUUGUGUGCUGUUUCUUCCCUCGACUGACUGACGUAUUCGAGGGCAGAUGUUGUCACACUACAAUUUUUUAGGAGUAGCAAGAUGUGUCUACCAUGAGACCGGUUUUGUACACCUCCCACUGGGGGCGGGUGACUUCUCAUCAUCGAUCAUCCCUUGUAGUAUUCCGAAACAACGCACAGUCCUCGACAACAGAAAAUCCGAGUCGAAGAUGCUUUUCUUCGGACGUGCCGAAGUUUAACUGUUAUUCGGUUCUAGAGGUUUCACAAGGCGCUUCGUCUGCGGAUAUCAAGAAAGCUUAUCUCGAUAUGGCGAAAAAGCAUCACCCAGAUUGUGGCGGCAACAGCGAGAAAUUCCGCAAGAUAUCAGAAGCCUACGAGACACUGUCGAGAAACCGGGCCGCGCACGACCAAGUACAUAGUAACUCCAGAUCGUCCGCACCAUCAUCUGGUCCCCGAGCCAGCUCGUCUAGUAGUGGACCGAAUUCGAGAACAAGCGGUUUUUCAGCCGGCGGUUUUACAACAGGCGGGUUUUCAACAGGUGGGGGAAACCCGUUUAAUAUGGGAAGUAGUAACUUCGACUUUGGAGCCUUUGGUCGCGGCUCAUCGCCGUUUGGGGACUCGCCUUUUGGUGAUUUUGAUCCUUUUGCUUUCCGUAAUCCACGCACCUCCAAUUAUAGGUCAAAUACCUCUUCUACACAUAAAAUGAACAACAACAAAGAUAAGGGUUCGUCUUCUAGUUCUUCUGGUUCUGCGUCUUCAACAUCUGGUGGCGCUUCCACUAAUAAAGCGAAUACGAAGACGAGGACGUCAGCAGCAUCUUCGUCAUCGACGUCUUCGAACAAGCAUAGUCGAAGGAACCAUAAUCGGAACAUGGCACCAGGCGGUGCUGGUACAUGGGAGGAUGAUGCAGAUUUCCCAGAGUACAUGCACAGUGCUUACGGGGACCGAGCGUCGAUGAAGGGCCGAUCUUCUCCGUUUUCGGAUGUCGACGACUCCUUCCAUUACGACAAUGGCCAGUGGUGGUGGGAAGAAGAUGAAGCCUUUGAGGCUUUUGUACGCGACAGGAUGGAAGCUGUGAAUAGAAGCGGAGGCGCAGCUUCAAAGCAAGGGUCCGGGCGGCGGCAAAAGAAGCGAAAAAUGGUCUUCGAAGAUUUGUACAUGGACUGGGACGAGCACGUGUUUGAGCAGGUUCGAGAAUCACAGCGCAAAAGACAGGAAAGACGGAAAAAUAGAGACUCAACUGGUUGUUCCGGGGGUGUCCGAAGUUCAACGGCAACACCUAAUAAUUCAAACUCCGCGAUGAAAACUAAAGAAAAGAACAAAAAUUCCAAAAACAGUAGUAGUACAACAAGCAGUGGUGGUAGCACGAGUUCAACGUCAACUUCGACUAAUGAAGCAGGCAAGAAUAAAGGUUCGCCAUCGACAUCGUCAACAGGUGCAAAGCAAGAGCAGAGGCGAAAAGAGGAGAGGACCUCAAGCGCGUCCUGUAAUUCUACGUCGACAUCUUCAGGACGAAAUACGGAGUCCGACAGGAAAAAGAACCAAACCACUUGCAAAGAGGACACCACUGGCAAGAGCGCCCCAUCAGCGUCUUCGGCCGCCACUAAGGAUCACAGCAAUUCUGAGCGUGAACACAAGAACAGCGCUGAGAUAAAAAGAGCAGCACAUUUUACAAGUGCUGCAACUUCUUCUGGUAAAUACCCUGACAGUCCGUUGCUGCUUCGAGUAACCUGUGUUGAUUAUCCGAGGAUCGCGGGGGUGUAUGCUCGUAUAGUGGGCGGGCUUAAUCGAGACCAGCGGGUUAGAAAUUCCGCCGGAAAACUAUGCUCACUGUGGAGCAUACGAGACGUGUACGAGCGUCUGCCGGCGGUGGGUAGUAGAUCUUGGACUAAAUCUUCUACGGGAGACGUUCACGUUGGAACAAGUGACACCGGCGAUCGCGCUGGCACAUGCUUUUUCACAUGGGAGGAGAGCUCUCCGUCCGGAGAACCAGCUGGAGGCACUUUUUCGACGUCCUUGUUGCACGCUGGAUUUUGUGGGCCUAAGAAGGAGAAGAAUACCGGAGAUGGCCAUAUCAAUGAUUCACGUAAACACGACAGAAAAACUCCGUUCCAUCGAAAGGGAGGAGUGUCAGACUCGUUUCAAGAACUACAGCGCGCAUUCGUUCGGAACCUCACGUCAGCCAACAGCGUCGCCCUAGUAGAGGGGGUUGUAGCUGCAACCACGUGCGCGAAGUCUGGUGAUGCUACCCGAGAUGGCGCAGGAGCAGGAACAGGUACUGAAACAGAAAGCGAGAGGGCACCUUCAGCAUCCUCAGCGUGUCAUGUACCGUGUGGCCCGGCGUCCAUACACUAUGUCGGUACAAAAGUUGCACUCUGUUCUAGAAAAGAACAGCAUGCGGAAAUAUUUAUGAAGUGGAGUUCUUUUGACAUCCCACAAGACGAGCAAGAAGUAGCAGCAGAAGAGAACGUGGCAGAUGACGCUAAGAACAGAAUUACAGUUUUGAUAGAAGACGAAAACGCUCCAGCAGAAUAUGUGUCGGACCCGUCAUUGUGGUCUUUUUCUGCACUGGAAUUCUUUGUCCGCAGCCGCGCUCUGAUUGCGCCCGACACUGUUUUGACAGAAAAGCAAGAGUUUGUGCAGCUGGUGUACGAAUUUUUGACGGCAGCGGACUCUGCGGAAAGGUUGCGCCCAGGAUAUCAGGAUUAUAGGCAGGAUGAAGAUUCAGUGAGAAGUAAAGAAGAAGUCGAAGGUACCGCACCACCGGAGAGAGGCGAUGAAAAGAACAUCUUGAAUAGCGAGCCGAAAGAAGAAUCCACUACAGACCACUCCUUUGCCAACGAUGAAGAAUUUACUGCAACAUGUUCGGGGUCAUUCGAUUACGACCAGUGGGCGAAGGACCAUGACUUUUGUGGUUCAAAUGAAGAGGGGGACGUUGACUACCCCAAGCAUGAGGACGACAAAUGCAGCAGCGGGAACAAGUCGCAGAGUUCCCCAUCCUCGACAUCAAGUAAAAAGCAAAGCCGAAGCGAAGGCAUCAACUGCAAUAGCAAAGCGAACAAGAGCAAUGCAGCUAGCGACUGCGACCACGAGAGAGACAAAUCGAAACGUAGAAGGGAAAAACGUGAAUUCCGCCGCCAGCGAAAUAGAUACAACGACGACUUCCACGCCUUUGCGCAUGACGGAAGUUUUGAUGACUUUUUCGUGGUAGAUCCUGACACAGGUCGACGGAAGAAAAUGAGACGUCUGAUGAGACCAGAAAUUGUAAGACCACGCUUACCAAGGAAACAACGCGGGAAAAGAAUGGGGCAUGGGGGUCAUUGGGAUCUUUUCUAUUACUAAGGAAUACAACACAAGACUGACUGUUGGCACCGCCCGUGCAUCAGAAAUAUAUCAUGUUGAACCGCGACUGCGAUUGUAGGUCUUACACCUAAUGACGCUAACGAAGGUCAGAUGUCGAGUAAGGCGAGGCGCUGUGCCGCCGCCUUUCA
Messenger RNA from Amoebophrya sp. A25, 3526 nucleotides. The record is from the annotation of a GenBank genome assembly. NCBI's taxonomy places the organism in Eukaryota, Dinophyceae, Syndiniales, Amoebophryaceae.